Molecule: messenger RNA, 3027 nt
Organism: Syngnathoides biaculeatus (alligator pipefish)
Lineage: Eukaryota; Metazoa; Chordata; Actinopteri; Syngnathiformes; Syngnathidae
Product: heterogeneous nuclear ribonucleoprotein R-like
Exons: 11
Coding region: 159-2063 (634 amino acids)
Cellular component (GO): nucleus; ribonucleoprotein complex
Molecular function (GO): mRNA binding
Source: RefSeq, a predicted model, not a curated record
GUUCUAGCGCACCGAAGACGAGAUUAGCUGUCUGGAAAAUCUAGUCAGUUCGACACAAAAACAUUUUUCUUUCUAUUUGUUUAAUCCCACCUCCAGUCGCGUUAGUUGUUUCACAUUUCAAAGCGCAUUGGUGUUUAUUGCCGGAAUCCAGCUGGAGAAUGGCUGCCGCUGAAGUGAACGGUAGUUCUGCCCUGCUGAAGGAGGAAGAAGAACCCAUGGAUGUUACAGGACCACUUACGGAGAACUACCAGACACUGAUUAACGCUGGACUCUCACAGAAUGUUGCUGAAAAUCUGGAUAACAUCUUUCAGACAGGCCUGGUAGCGUAUGCUGAAUUGGAUGAGAGGGCUAUCGAUGCUCUCCGUGAGUUCAGUGAAGACGGAGCACUCGCUGUGCUUCAACAGUUCAGAGAGAGUGACCUGUCUCAUGUACAGAAUAAGAGCGCUUUUCUUUGUGGAGUGAUGAAAACUUACCGACAGAGAGAGAAGCAAGGUAACAAAAUACAAGAGUCCACUAAAGGGCCAGAUGAGACAAAAAUAAAGGCUCUUUUGGAGCAAACAGGAUACACAUUGGAUGUCACCACAGGGCAGAGGAAAUAUGGAGGCCCUCCACCCGAGGAGGUUUUCAAAGGAUUACAACCAGGGAUUGGGACAGAGGUGUUUGUGGGAAAGAUCCCAAGGGACUUGUACGAGGAUGAGUUGGUGCCACUCUUUGAGUCUGCUGGGCCCAUCUGGGACCUCAGAUUAAUGAUGGACCCACUUUCUGGUCAGAAUAGAGGUUACGCCUUCAUCACAUUCUGCAAUAAGGAUGAUGCACAAAAAGCUGUGAAGCUUUGUGAUAACUACGAAAUCCGUCCUGGCAAGUAUUUGGGAGUAUGCGUGUCUGUUGCCAACAAUCGCCUCUUUGUUGGCUCUAUCCCAAAGAACAAGACCAGAGAAAGUAUAUUGGAAGACUUUGGGAAAGUUACAGGUCAAUUUCUAGAGGGUCUCCAAGAAGUGAUCUUGUACCACCAGCCAGAUGAUAAGAAGAAGAACAGAGGUUUCUGUUUCCUGGAGUAUGAGGACCACAAGUCUGCCGCACAGGCCCGUCGCCGCCUCAUGAGUGGCAAGGUCAAAGUGUGGGGUAAUCCAGUGACUGUGGAGUGGGCAGACCCUGUCGCUGAGCCAGACCCUGAAGUUAUGGCAAAGGUAAAAGUGCUCUUUGUAAGAAAGCUGGCCACUGCAGUGACCGAAGAGCUCCUUGAAAAGACCUUCUCUCAGUUUGGAAAGCUGGAGCGAGUGAAGAAAUUGAAAGACUACGCUUUCGUUCAUUUUGAAGAAAGGGAAUCUGCUGUAAAGGCUAUGGAUGAGAUGAAUGGGAAAGAGCUCGGCGGGGAUGAAAUCGAGAUUGUCUUGGCCAAACCUCCGGAUAAGAAGAGGAAAGAGCGGCAAGCAGCUCGGCAGACAUCGAGGAGUGCUGGAUAUGACGACUACUAUUACUACCAAGCUCCGCGCAUGCCACCAGGGCGUGGCAGAGGUCGUGGUAGUCGUGGGGGGUAUUCCUAUCAAACAGAUUACUAUGGCUAUGAAGACUAUUACGAUGACUACUAUGGCUACGACUAUCAUGACUAUCGUGGGGGCUAUGAAGACCCUUACUAUGGCUACGACGAUCUAUACAGCAGCAGGGGUCGUGGCAGUCGCCCCAGUAGGGGCGGGCCAACUCCAUCCAGGGCCCGCGGUGUGCCACCGACCCGAGGAAGAGGGGGCUACUCCCAGAGAGGGCCACCCCUCGGAGUGCCGAGGGGUAGCCGAGGAGGGCGGGGGACCCCGUUCCAGCCGCAGAGGGGCCGCGGGCCUCGUGGGGCCCGGGGCAAUCGCGGGGGGAAUGUUGGAGGCAAGAGGAAGGCAGAUGUGUUUAACCAGCCCGACUCCAAGCGUCGCCAGACCAACAACCAACAGAACUGGGGGUCCCAGCCCAUCGCCCAGCAGCCACUGCAGCAAGGGGCCGACUAUUCCGGUAACUAUGGUUACAGUAAUGACACCAUGGAGUUUUCACAGGAUUCUUAUGGGCAGCAGUGGAAGUAAAGACACCACAAGAUUUUGGCUGUAGGAUGGCAACCAAAAAAAAUUGAUUGGCCAUAUUUGUUGAUUGACUUUUUAUUCAUUGCCCCUCAUUAAUUACAAAUCUGUUUGUUGUUAAGAAAAAAAGCCCCUAGAAUUGGCUCGAGAUCAUUACAGGUCCAGCCUGGAAAGGCUGAAGAAUGAAGGUUAAGUUGUGGUGAAUAAUUUACCCCCCAAAAAAAGUCAUGUGUAUUGUUACUUUUUCUUCCUGAUUACCUAAAACUCAACAGUGAACAUUACCCAAAGUGGACAUUCAUUGUCUGUAGUCUGAGAAGACAUCCCAAAAAAAAAAAGAAAAAAGACAUUGCCUUGCAGGACAUUUGUGUCCGUUUCCCUUUCCUUCCCCUCUUGUACUUCCUUUAUUUGUGCUUCUCGUGGCAAAAGUACACCAGGCACGUAGAUGGCAUGACAGAGCUGUAAUAGAAUACUUAUUUGAUUUGAUUGAACUGAAAUAACUCUACAAACGGGAGUUGGAGCCAUACGAUUACAUGCUCCUCUGGAUGACAUGGGAAUGUGUACAGUAGAAGAUAAUAGUCUGAAGAAAUAAAGGCAGCUUUCUUAGUUAUUUGCUGUGUCUGUUUUAUACAUGCUUGGUGUAUUUUUAGCAUCAUAGUUGCUUAGGGACUUGCUUGUAUAUAAAUGCUUAUGGUUAGAGCUUCAGAGUUCAUUUUUCUUUUUGAAAAGGUGGAGAAAAGAAUCCACAAAAGAGGAAAACGACAUUUUGUAAGUGUAUGCUUAGCAUUUCUAGAGAGCAUCAAAUUGUGAUUUUUAUUUCAAUUGAUACCAUCAUUUCCUGUUUUCUUUCAAAUUGCCCAAUAGAAUAUGGUUUGGCUUACCUUAAGAGCCAAUAGCAGUUUGUUCUCUGAUGUUAUUUGUAUUUAUACCUUCUACAUCUGUUCCGUUUCAAUAAAACUCAGCUGAGAAUCAA